AUGGAUGACAUCAAAAUACAGCCUAUUGAACAUAUCACACAGAGCCCUGGUGAGACUGAGCAGGAUGUUACCAUUAGACGUUUAGAUCGUGAACGGUUUUGGAUGUUAGAACUUGGCACUAUGUAUCCUUAUGGACUCAAUGACCAUUUGCAUCAUGUUGGAAACGUUUCUCAUUCCUAUGUUCGAUCCAGAAACAAUGUCUUUAAUCUUUUUAGUCGUCACCAAUGCCGCAAACGGAGCCAGGGACGGCAAAGUAACUCCAGACGCAACUUGGAAAUCACAUUGGAUCAACUUCCCAAUUUGUACAACGGUGGUCAGGGUCAUGGUGGCCUACAUCAUCUUCAUGCUACUCUUCAUAGCGCCCGGUUACCAAAUUUACAUAAACUGUUUCAUGAAUGUGAGCAGCUAAUAGUCGCCAAUCAGGAACAGCGUUUCAAGAGCAUAAUUUUGGAUGUGUGCUGCAAAAGAUUAUUUGUUCCAGUACGUACAGCAACCGACUCCACUGCUAAACCUCCAAGACGCUUCAUCAAAGUGUUUUUCCAUGACAAAGGGAUAAAGUUAAGCUCACUAACAUUUUACAUAACAAACUAGUUAGAUCUAAAAUACCAAUUUACUUUCAGGAAAAGGAUCCACCACUGGUGAGUUAUAAGUAUACUAAUAAUAUUUCUAGGAGUGUGUUCAAUUAUAAUCAAGCUCUUCGUAAUAUUAAUUUCGAUGAUUAUCGUAAUACGUCUUUGUCGUGCGACUGCCAGUCUUCAACUUUUCGUUAUGAGCCUCAUGGUCAUGUAAUUACCGAGGAUCUAUGA
Messenger RNA from Porites evermanni, 806 nucleotides. The record is from the annotation of a GenBank genome assembly. Lineage: Eukaryota; Metazoa; Cnidaria; Anthozoa; Scleractinia; Poritidae.